Fundulus heteroclitus (mummichog) is the source of this 2160-nucleotide messenger RNA. RefSeq names its product NIPA magnesium transporter 2 (gene nipa2). Gene Ontology annotation, biological process: magnesium ion transport. The coding region runs from base 630 to 1730 and encodes 366 amino acids. The record is from RefSeq and is a predicted model, not a curated record. Lineage: Eukaryota; Metazoa; Chordata; Actinopteri; Cyprinodontiformes; Fundulidae. The transcript has 6 exons. Gene Ontology annotation, molecular function: magnesium ion transmembrane transporter activity. Gene Ontology annotation, cellular component: membrane.
GUACAAAGUUGUGUUUUAGCAGAAUUCCCAAUGUAAUCCAUCAUGGAUGGACUACAUGAUGGAAGGCGGCCCCAAAAGGAGUUCUCCUCGGGCCCUGGCGGUAGUUUGGGCCGCCACUGCUCCGGUGUCUCGCGCUGGUGGAGCCUCUGAAACGUGUCGGCUCUCCCUGACAUUAAUUGGGACCGCGUGCUUUAACGUUUUCGGCGGGUUGGAGGUCGCGCCGACAGACCGCCGUAGACUCUGCGUAGUGCCGCAUCUUCCUCAGUAAACGAUCUCUGUGCUUCUGGGUUCCAGCCGGCGGAGGGCAGCCGGUUCAAUGGUCUCGGCCCUGCCCCGAUCCUUCAGCAGAAGAAGAGCCCGGCGCUGCGGCAGCCAGGCAGUCAGUCCUCCAGUGGUCGCUAGCGGUGCCUGGCCGGUUCAAGGCGGGGGGGAAGCAGUGAUGCGACGGACCUAACGCGGAGCCAACAAGCAGACCCCGGCCAGUCGCCGUCCUCUUCCCGCCGCCGGACGCCUGUUUCACGGGGGGGGGAAGCGGCCGCCUUUGAGCAGGUGGCCAGAGCUGCUGGUUCGGUGAGCACCUUCCCUGCCUGGUGGUAGAUGUGAAAGAUCCCAACGCAACCAGCCUCAUCAUGGGUCAGGACCGGGGCAAGUACGACUUCUACAUCGGCCUGGCCUUGGCCAUCAGCUCCAGCAUCUUCAUCGGUGGAAGCUUUAUCCUCAAGAAGAAAGGACUCCUGAGAUUGGCCAAGAAGGGAUCCAUGCGGGCAGGGCAGGGCGGUCAUGCGUAUCUAAAAGAGUGGCUGUGGUGGGCCGGUUUACUAUCAAUGGGUGCUGGGGAAGCGGCUAACUUCGCAGCGUACGCUUUCGCUCCUGCAACCCUGGUCACGCCUCUGGGAGCCCUCAGCGUGCUCGUCAGUGCCGUGCUGUCGUCAUACUUCUUGACGGAGCGGUUAAACCUGCACGGGAAGCUUGGCUGCCUGCUGAGCAUCCUCGGCUCCACCACCAUGGUUAUUCACGCUCCAAAGGAGGAGGAGAUCGCCAGCCUCAAAGACAUGGCCAAGAAGCUGGUGGACCCAGGGUUCGUCGUCUUCGCCACUCUAGUUGUGAUCGUGGCUCUCAUCUUCAUCUUCGUGGUCUCGCCCCGCCACGGUCAGACCAACAUCCUGGUCUACAUCACCAUCUGCUCGGUGAUCGGGGCGCUCUCCGUGUCCUGCGUCAAAGGACUGGGCAUCGCCAUCAAGGAGGCCAUCGCCGGGAAAAACGUCUUCAAAAACCCCCUGGCCUGGGUCCUCCUGGUGGGUCUGGUGGGCUGCGUGAGCACGCAGAUCAACUACCUGAACAAGGCCCUGGACAUCUUCAACACCUCCCUGGUGACGCCCAUCUACUACGUGUUCUUCACCACGUCGGUGCUCACCUGCUCCGCCAUCCUCUUCAAAGAGUGGGAGCACAUGGGCGCGGGCGACGUGAUCGGGACCCUCAGCGGCUUCCUCACCAUCAUCGUGGGCAUCUUCCUGCUGCACGCCUUCAAGGACGUCAGCGUCAGCUUGGCCACGCUGGCCGUGUCCAUCAGGAAGGAGGAGCGCGGCGCCCCGGCGGCCAACGGCUCGGCGGCCCACAGCAACUACGAGCUGCUGCACAACGAGUCCACGGAGGACGUGGAGGACAGGGGGCCGCCGUUCGACAGCGUCUCCAGGAGGAACGGAGCAAUGACUUCCUCCUUGGACGGCUAGGAAUCGCUCCGUUGAUCGCUUCUUAUACGAGACAAUCAACUGUGAGGGGAGGGCACGCCGACGCACCAGUAGAUUGUAUUUGUUUUAAUUUGCCUUAAUUUACUCCAGACUGUCGUUCGGUUAACUUACCUGCAUUCCUCUGUAGCUCUGUAAAUAUUUUUUUUUUUUACAGGAAGGCUUUGUUAUAUGUACAUGGAUCUUCAUGCACUGACUUUCUAUGAAUCAAUUCUAAAGCUAAUAUAUGUUCUGCUUUGAGGACAUUCUGACAAUGACUUCAUUUAAUAGGAACUUCCCUAUGAUUGACCCUUUUUUUUUUUUUUGUGAUACUUGAAAAGUAAUUUAUGUUUGGAGUCACUCAGACUUUCCUGGGAGAGGGUGGGGGAAAUUUUUACAUUUAAAAAAAAAAAAAAAAAUCUCUUGACAAAAACAG